AGUCGUGGUUCUAGAAUAUCUGGCAACUCCGCUCCCCGUGUCCGAACCGCAUGGCCGUAUUGUUGUUGUUGUAGUUAUUGUUGUAGUCAGCUGACCGCCACCACGUCGUCUGCAUGUCGGUCCCACGAAGGGUUGUCAAGCUAGUUAGAUAAAACAAAAAUGAGGCUUCAACAGUAGGCUAAGAUUGACAACCAUUAUAGUGACUGACAGUGGACCUAUUACCAUUUCCCACCAAAGGCUCCAGCUGACGGCUAAAGGACCACCAGGCAUUAGAUACCAGCGGAAAAAGUCCUCAGUUCAGUGCAUCAUGGAUAACCCUGUAUUGUUCAAGGGCAAGAAAGACAGAUUUUCUGGGAUAACUGUUUUAUCUGAAGAUGAACCAACAACAGCACAAGAAUUUGAAACAGUUUUACAAGCAUCUUUAAGCCACUGGGCAAAGGAAAAGAUCAGAGGUGUGUGGUUUCGCGUUCAUCUUCAGAAUGCUGAAUGGGUUCCAAUACUUGCAAAGCAUGGUUUUACAUAUCAUCAUGCUCAGCCACAAUUUGUCAUGAUGGUGAAAUGGUUGGCUGUUAAUGAACCAAAUAACAUACCCAGAUAUGCACAUAAUGUAAUAGGAGUUGGCGCAUUUGUUGUGAAUGAUGAUGAUGAAUUGCUUGUCGUGCGAGAGAGAUUUCACACAAGACCUCACUGGAAGCUACCUGGUGGUUACGUUGAACCAGGUGAGGACUUGAGCACAGCUGCCAUCAGGGAAGUUAAAGAAGAGACUGGAAUAGAAGCCGACUUCAUGUCUUUGGUGUCCUUCCGCCAUGUGCAUGGUGCCAACUUCAACUGUUCCGAUAUCUAUUUCAUUGUCCAUAUGCGUCCGAAAAGUAAAAAUAUUACAAUGUGUGAGAGAGAAUUGGCAGCAUGUGAAUGGAUGAAGCUGGAGGAGUAUAUCAACCAUCCAUAUGUCCAUGAAACAAAUAGGUUCUUUGCGGAGCGUUUCCUAGAAUGCCGCAAAAAUGGAAUUCAGAUUGAGGCCAGCAACAUCUUCAGUGGAGCUUUUAAGAAGAACCAGGUUAUUUAUAGUAUCAAUUUCCAAAAUGCUCAGUCAUCAGAUGGAAAGAAUGACCAGGAAAACACAAGCUGUUCAGAUGUGGUUAAUGGUGGUCCAAAGAUAUAGUUUGCGAGAAAUUUCAGCAUGAUUUUUAUGAUUUUUAUCGAAGUUUAUGAAAUGUUGUAUUUAAUGUACCUUAUUCUGUUAUUAUUUUAUUUAUGGUUUUAUGAUAUUUAUUAUUUUUCAAUAAAUUUCUAUAUCCACAAGGUUUUCUAUAUUAUAUGUUGAUAUGUACAUAAAAUUUUCAGAUUUAAAAACAUGAGUGCAUAGGACAAUAUGUACUUUUUUAGUGAAAAUUGAUUUGUUUUUAUAUUCCCUCAUGAUCAUUACAUUAAUUUUAAUCCAUUUCUAUUUAGACUGAAUGUGCCUCAUCAAAGGUAAUGAACCGUCAAUGAAUGGUAUUAGUGACUGGUGCUUACGUCCUUCUGCAAUCUGACAUUACACUGGUUGUACAUACACUGUUUUUUAUUUGAAAAAUAGAUUGCAUGUUUUAUUUAGUUACUUAGAAAUGACACUGGUAUGUUGUAGAGAUUGAUGGAUGGUUUAAGAUUGUUAAUAAGUGAACUGACAAUAAUAUCUUUGAGAUGCACAUAUUGCAGAAAUAAUUUGUUACACUCAUGUUGGUGAUGCAUGAAAACGUUUAUAGUUUGUGCAUAUGUGUAUUUGUGUGCCCAUGUGUCUCUGUGUGUGUAUGUGUGCAUGUACGCAUGCAUUGGUGUAUGUGUUUGUGAGAGAAACAAAGAGACCGAGUGAGAGUGACACCAUGUGUUUGGACAUACAUGACUUUGUGCCAUCAACUUAACUACCUAAAUUAUGCACAAAUAUAGGAAAAAUAUUACUGUAUAUAUGAAGCGACAUCAGUUCAUUUAAUUUAUUUGAUAAUUCAUGUAUCAGUAAUUGUAUUGACAGUCAGAAUAUUCGUGAAUAAUGUCUGUGUUAUGUAUAUACUGAAGUAUAUUUUUAGUAUAUGACUUAUGGGGCAAAUGUGUAAAAUUGUAUAAAUAUUUAUGAAUGUAAAAAUGUUUGUGCAGCAACCAAGUAGUUUUCAAUCUCUUUGUUAUUUAAUGAAUGAAAAAUAAUCUUUAAAAAUUAUGAUUUUCAUUCUCAUAAUUUUUCAGUGAAUUACAAAAGUAAACAGUAUAUAUUGUGUAUGAUUAAAGCUACAUGUACAAUAA
Molecule: messenger RNA, 2271 nt
Organism: Penaeus vannamei (Pacific white shrimp)
Lineage: Eukaryota; Metazoa; Arthropoda; Malacostraca; Decapoda; Penaeidae
Molecular function (GO): ADP-ribose diphosphatase activity; NAD binding; NADH pyrophosphatase activity
Source: RefSeq, a predicted model, not a curated record